AUCCAGUUUAAUAAACGACAUUCAUACGCAAGCAGAGCACUACCGAUAGAAUUUGUGAUGAUUUAGGUUUGUAAACUCAUGCAGAUACCAACAAAAUGGCGGAUGCUGCUGCGCGUUCACUUCAGUAUGAAUAUAAAGCGAACUCCAACCUUGUAUUACAAGCUGACACUCGACUCAUUGAAAGACGGCCUAGAGAUGAAGCCACUGGAGAAGUUGUUUCUCUUAUGGGAAAGUUGGAAGGAACCAGAAUGGGUGAUCGUUAUCAAAGAACCAAACCAGCAAAAAAUGAAGAAAAGAAAAUAAAGAAACAAAAAAAAGAGGACAUUGCUAGGUAUGAUUUUACCAAAUUGAAAGGACAGAGCCUAUUGACAGAAGGAAUAGAAGAUGUGGUUGGCAUUCUGUACCGUCCUAAAACCUCUGAAACAAAACAAACUUAUGAAAUUUUGCUGAGCUUCAUUCAAGAAGCCCUUGGAGAUCAGCCUAGAGACAUCCUGUGUGGUGCUGCAGAUGAAGUGCUAGCAGUGUUGAAAAAUGAGAAGAUGAAAGAUAAGGAACGGAGAAGAGAGACAGAAAGCCUUCUUGGUUCCUUAGCUGAAGAACGGUAUGCUGUAUUAGUAAAUCUUUGUAAGAAGAUCACAGACUAUGGUAGAGAUGAAAAAACGCAGGCCAUUGAAGAAAAUAUUGAUGAAACAUACGGUGUCAAUGUGCAGUUUGAGGAGUCUGAUGAUGAGGAUGAUGAAAUGUGUGGAGAGAUAAGAGAAGAUGAUUCAAAUGAUGAGAACGAAGGCGAAGAGGCUACUAUUGACUCGAGGCUUCAAGCCACAAAUCUUGGUGUGGGUCAGGAGUCUGGAUCUAAAGGGACCAAACCUUUGCAUCCUCGUGAAAUAGAUGCUUAUUGGUUGCAACGAAAGUUAAGUAAAUUCUACGAUGAUCCAGUGGUGGCUCAAACAAGAGCAGGUGAAGUUCUGGAAAUUCUCAAGACAGCUAUUGAUGAUCGAGAUAUUGAAAAUCAACUUGUUUUGUUGCUGGGCUUCAAUCAGUUUGAAUUCAUCAGAGUUUUGCGCCAGUACAGAGAUAUGAUUUUGUACUGCACCCUUUUGGCCUCAUCCCAAAGUUCAACAGAAAAAACUAAAAUUAGAGAAAAGAUGCAAGGGGACCCUGAAUUGGAAAAGAUUCUUCGACAACUAGAAGAUACUGGAAAAGAAGACAUAGUUCAG
Messenger RNA from Limulus polyphemus (Atlantic horseshoe crab), 1217 nucleotides. Its product is annotated as U5 small nuclear ribonucleoprotein 200 kDa helicase-like. The annotation marks the transcript as partial. The record is from RefSeq and is a predicted model, not a curated record. Lineage: Eukaryota; Metazoa; Arthropoda; Merostomata; Xiphosura; Limulidae. The transcript has 9 exons.